GUUAUAAUAUGAAAUCAGUGCUACAUACGUCGGCGUCGCUUGCGUUUUAGGGCUGGUCAGUUAUUUGUUACUAAUAAUAAUUAUACGUUAAUUGUACGUGAACAGCCGUGCAGGUGUGACUACGAUUGGGAAUCGCGAUAUAUAUUUUUCUGUUUGGACAGUUACUUAAUUUAUAACAUAAAAGCUAACGAGUAACGCAGGGUUGGGCUCCACGAUGAAGCUCUCCCUGGUUUUUGAACUACUUUUAAUUUUUGUGCUUAUAGCAUUUGCUGCAUCCAAAAACAUACAUAAACGGAAAAAUAAUAAUAAAGGACUUCGUAAUAAAGAAGAUGAUGUCAAAAUCGAAGAAAGUAGUCUAAAUAGAUACUGCAAAUGUUCGGAAUCAUUAUGCAACUGCUGCAGGGACUUCGCAGUUCCGGUUGUUAAUUUGAACGGUCCAGGAUGUGCUUCACUGAUGUAUUUGACGGGUGAUAAAAUGUCGAUAUCACUGAGUUUUGGCAAGAAAGUGAUCACAAACCGCACUGUUGCAAGUCGUAAGCCGAGUCCAGUCUGCAUGCCUCUACCAGGAGGUGUAUCAAAGUUCUGUGGACGUGUUUACAACAUCGCAAGGACAGGAGAAGACUUCCGUGCUUGUCUCGGUUUAGAACUACAAGCUAAAAGCACUGUUGAAGCCGCAGUGAGAGUAUCCUGCUUUAAGUUCGGUCCUCGAGGUGUCACAUCUGAACCAGCUGACCCCCUGCCAUUGGUUCCUCAAGAAGAAACGGAGGCGGAAGACGAUGACGAUGACGAUGAUGAUGAAGAAGAAGACGACUUCGGUCUGGGUGCCGAUGAUGACGAUGAUGAAGUCGAUGAUGACGACGAUGAUGACGACGGAGAAAUAGAUGCCGUCAACGAUGUCGAUGCUGCGGAUUAUACAGGUUUUAGUCUUUUAGGAGAAGACUUAUUAGGAGACCUGUUCGGAUCAUCCGGCGGUAAAAAACCCAACAACAAGAAUAGAAAUAAACAAGCCCCAAGUUCUUCAACUUCUACCACUACCCGUCGACCAAGGCCAAACCGACGUACUACUAGAAGACCUAAUACUAGAACUACACCAAGACCAGUAACGAGAACAACCACUGUUCGAGUAAGACCCGUAAAUAGGCGUCCAACACGUAGACCAGGAAGAAGGCCUACUCGACGCCCUGGUGCAAGUACUACUAGUGCAGACAGUUUUCCUGAAUCAAGUAUUUCUACUGCUUCUGAUUCUGUAUCCGCUAGUUCUGAAGUGCAAGUGCAAGACAGUCACACAUCAACAACAGUAGGUGUUCAAAGCUCUUCAGCAAGUAUGGAAAAUACUCAAACGAGUGAAAAAAUUGUUUCAAUGAAUGAUAAUCCUUCUUCAACAAUUGUUUCAACAACACCGAUAACUGCAACCAGUUUUGAAGACCCCGGUCUCGAAAUGUCAUUAGCUCAUAUCACAGGUCAACUUUCUGUAAUGCCAGUUACUCAGAUCAUUCCCACUUUAUCCAAAGAGGAAACCAAAUCUAGUGAAGAACAAACUUAUGAGCAAGUUCAAACUAUAACGCCUAAGCCUCACUCAACUAUUCCAUUUGCCACGGUUGUUGACGAUGAUGAAGUGAAAGAAGACAUGGUACAGAUUGUACAGAGCCUUGAUUCUCAUUCUGCUGAACAUGAAGCUGACAAGGAAGUUACUGGAGAUGAGAGUCGUGGUCAUAAUCAUUUUCCAAACCAUCAUUAUGAAGGACUUGUUUUACCGAAGAAAAAACACAGAGGUGAACAAUUUGAUUUAGAAGACUUAGAUGUUCUUGAUUUAACUAAAAUUGGUGAAAGUGUCGGUCAUCAGCUAGGCAUUUUUGGCCGUCAUAAAAGGCAAAACAAAAACAAAGACAAUAAGCCUCAUAAACAUAAAAAGCAACAUAACAAUGAUUAUGAUGAUGUACUUGGAAUUGAUGCUCUUAACGAAAGCUUAGGGUUACCUGAUAUCGAAGUCGGAAGAAGAAGAAGUGGUAGGAGGCAAAAUAAAAUGAUGCGUGGGGAAUGGUCACAGAAAUAAAUGAGGAAUUUAAAUAGUAAUUUAUUAAUUUUAGCUUAUUUAUUUAUUUUAAAUUAUUCAUCUCUGUAAAUAGUUAAUUUAUUCUGAAUGUAUAUUUUUUACAAG
Molecule: messenger RNA, 2158 nt
Organism: Colias croceus (clouded yellow)
Lineage: Eukaryota; Metazoa; Arthropoda; Insecta; Lepidoptera; Pieridae
Exons: 6
Coding region: 215-2053 (612 amino acids)
Source: RefSeq, a predicted model, not a curated record